GGGCAUUAAAUUGAGACCAAAGCGUUUGACCUAGAAUUAUUAUAUACUUACUAACAUAUAUUCAAACAAAGUUAAUAAUGAGGUCACAUACAAAUUUACUAUAAUAGGUUUUAAGCCUAUUUCAAUUGACACAAAAUAUAUUUUGACAUUGUCAUUUUGCAAUACAAGAGUUGAAGCAAUAUUUAUUUAUAUUUAUUAUUUGUAUAUUAUUGAUGCACGGUCUAAAAAUUGAAUUUAUUUUAAAUCAACGAAUUUUUAAAUAACAAAUGUGAAUUAUUUGUUGGAAAUCAUGUUAAAUAAUAUUUGAUGUCCUAAUGAAUGUUACAAAAUUAAAUAUUACAAAACGAAUUGAAGAUAUUGAAAGAGGCAAUGAUGCAGCAGAUAAAGGCGACGCAGAAGACAAUAUAUCUAAAAUUGACAUUGAAAGUAUUGAAUCAGAUGCUUUUAAAACAUUCAAGGACGAAGGUGAAGGUAGCAAUCAGACAGCCAUUGAAUUGGUUGAUAUUAAUGAAGCAAGAAAUAAUAAGCAUUGCAAAGGAAACGUUACUGGAGAAAGACCAGCCAAUAUUAAUGUUAUUUGGGUACAAUAUCAAGUUGGAGGAGGUAGACAAAUACCAGAGGGCGGUGGGGCACCUUUAAACUACGACCCUCGCACAAGAAACCAAUUCGUGAAGGUGGUUUUCAUCUUAGUGUUUCUCAUGUUGUGUUGCACCGCUGCCUUCACUAUGAUAGUCUUUAAUUCACCUCAACUGAAAGAAACAUUUUUAGAAAAAGGGUUCUUAUUUGCGAUAUGUGCUAUGGUACUAUUGGUUGGCUUGAAUUAUUCAAUGGUAUGCUCUCCGUGUACGCGGCAAAUGCCAUGCAACUUAAUAUGCCUGUUAUUAGCGGUUGUCGGCAUGAGCCUAAUAUGCGCGUUCAUAACUGUUCGCUACGACACACGCAUUGUGUUCUAUGCAGUGGUGGCCACUGGCGUUGUUGUCUUCGUCUGUAUACUGCUCGCCUGUUCUAAGUUUGACUUCACUCAGUGGAUGUUGUACGUGAUCGUGAUAUCGGUGGCCUUUUGCGUGAUAGCAACGAUAGCGUCUCUCUCUAUGGCCCUCACCGGCACGUACCUGAGCCUUGCCCAUCUCAUCAUACUGUUGAUCGGAACGAUUAUUAAUGUUGUGUUUAUUAUAAUCGAGUUGCAGACGAUCCUGGGUGGCAGGGCAAUUGAGUUGAGUGAAGACGACUAUGCCCUUGGCGCAUAUCUCCUGUACACCUCUAUAAUGGAUGUGUUCCUCAAAAUGGUUCAGAUUAUGGGCAUUAUAGACGAUUAGGGACGUUUGACGUGACAUGUAUUAUAUGCGUAUUUUUUAUUAUAUUGUAUUUAUCUA
This is a messenger RNA of Manduca sexta (tobacco hornworm), 1373 nucleotides long. RefSeq lists its product as uncharacterized. The record is from RefSeq and is a predicted model, not a curated record. The coding region runs from base 315 to 1316 and encodes 333 amino acids. Lineage: Eukaryota; Metazoa; Arthropoda; Insecta; Lepidoptera; Sphingidae. Gene Ontology annotation, cellular component: Golgi apparatus; endoplasmic reticulum; membrane. Gene Ontology annotation, biological process: negative regulation of apoptotic signaling pathway. The transcript has 7 exons.